Metarhizium brunneum ARSEF 3297 is the source of this 2295-nucleotide messenger RNA. RefSeq lists its product as uncharacterized. Gene Ontology annotation, molecular function: DNA-binding transcription factor activity, RNA polymerase II-specific; transcription cis-regulatory region binding; zinc ion binding. Lineage: Eukaryota; Fungi; Ascomycota; Sordariomycetes; Hypocreales; Clavicipitaceae. Gene Ontology annotation, biological process: positive regulation of transcription by RNA polymerase II. Gene Ontology annotation, cellular component: nucleus. The record is from RefSeq and is a predicted model, not a curated record.
AUGACUGACUCAACCUUUCCCAGGCCUUGCAAGGGGAAAAAAAUCAAAUGCGGCGAGGAGCACCCCUAUUGUAAGAACUGUCUCAAAGUUGGCGAUGUCUGCGACUAUAGCGUCCGGCUGAACUGGUCCGGCCGGCACACCAAAAGCCAAUUCGUUGGAGAAAACAGCUGCGGCAACCCCUGGCCGGAGGGCAAGCUGGACCAAGUGCCCCAUGAGUUGUCGGCCGAGAAUCCCGAACUUCCAGACCAUUUCAUGAUCUCUGGCCAGGAACUGGAUGGUGCAGACUCUUACAGUGAGGACAGAAUUCAGCAACCCCUUGUCCCGACAACGGUGUUUAAAAACAUGACAACAACCAAUGAUGCUGGCAAGCAAGAAAACUCAUUUAAUAACACUCUCAUCUUUAUUGAUGAGUCCCAACAACACCUGAGUGGUGCUGGGCCUUCGGAGAGCUAUAUUGCAAAGCGGCACCUUGGACACUCGCAAGGGACUACGUCGGUAAGCUCUCCUUACAGAGGCUCACUGGUAAAUUCACCUGCAGUAGGCGCUGCAGUACACAAGAAAACCAAGUCUUUUACCGAGUUUACAGAACUAGACAUCGGGCAGUCGCAAUUAAUGCCUUGUCCGAGCUAUACACAGAAAAGCACGUCGGCGACGUGGCCCUCGUACCCCAAUGUACUUGACAGUCCGCUUACUCCUACACUUUCAUCAUACAGUGAUGACAUUACAAGUCGCUCAAACUGGACUGAACUUCCCUCUCUUGGGUCUCCUGAUUCCUGGGGGUCUGGUAAGGGUUUCUCUGAAAAUUCACCACCACAGUCUGGGCAUCUAUCGGAGGAGCCAGGAGCGUACGGUCUUCAGGAGACUCUAAGCAGCUCAGAUGUAUAUCCUUGCGGAAAUGGUGCAUUUUAUGGUUAUGAUUCAGGGGCAGCAGAUGAGGACCUGCUGAAGAAUGACGAUGCCAUUACCGUAGUCCUGCUUCCCUCCACAGCGUACAAUUCCGCAAGCGGAGUCGUAGACUUUGGAGAAGAGGCCAUGCCUUGGCAAAUUCGAGACAGGAUGAGUGGCCUAAAUCAAUACUACUAUAAGAACGUGGUUCCAGUAGUGAUACCCUGGGCUCUCGAGCCAUUGCCAGACAUGUUGAAACGAAACAAGAUGAACCUGCUGUACUUUCACCACUUUCUGAACCACACUUCCCACGUCUUGGUACCAUACCAUGACGACAAUACAAACCCUUUGCGGACACAACUUGUGGUUAUGGCUGUCAAAAGCGAGCCUUUGAUGAGUCUUAUCCUUGCGUACUCUGCUGCGCAUCGGUCGCAACUCUUGGAAACGGGCUUGCCUCAGAUGCGAAUGGCAGAGUGGGCUCAGUCUGUUUUCCCAGCUCUUAGAGAGUCGUUGCUCGGUGCAUCUUCUCCGAUGCCCAAUGUCACACUGGCCAUGGCGGUCAUGCUCAUUGCCCUGGAAAUCAUGUCUCCCGGUGCAUUUGGCCGGGGCGUUUCGUGGCGCGAGCAUGUUGCCCAUGCGAGAGGUCUCCUUGCCAAAUGUCUGGACCACGGCCCCCAAGACACGACGGUGGAGGGGAUGUGGUUUAUCCAGAGUUGGUUGGGUUACAUAGACGUCAUGGGCGGUCUUAUGGCAGGGCCGCUUUUGGAUAUGACUUGUAAGUCACAGGUCUACUUCCCACCGCCUGAGACUCGUAGAUGUGCCAAUGACUUGGACGAGAUUGAUUGCAUGAUGGGGAUAUCGGUGAAAUGCGCGCGCUUGCUUGGUCAAGUGGCAGAGUUGGCCAAGCAAUGUCAAGGCGAACGAUUCAGGCUGGACGGCCAACUGUUGCAGGGCUGGUGUCCUCAGCCGACCAUGGUGGAACAAGCACUGUUGCUGGAAAAGCACCUGAUGGAGAGUCUGAGGCAAUCUUCAAGACCUUGUCCCCAUGUGAGGGCCGGCAGUAUUCACAUGAGGGACUUGGCGGAAAUGGCCGGUGUGAACGAGGCCUUCCACUGGGCUGGUAUGAUACAUUUGCACCGCAGAGUCCUCGGAAAGGCAACGGACCACCCGGACGUACAAGGAAGUGUGCGGAGGAUCAUGCAAUGUCUAGAGCAGAUUGGAACUCGAGGGGUGGCCAAGACGCGCUAUCUAUUCCCGAUAUUCACGGCAGGCUGCGAGGCCCUCACGGAGCGUCAGCAGACGAAACUCCUGGGACGGUUAACCAAUGCGGAGAAGAGCGGCAUGAAACAGCAAGUCUGGACGACCGGCAAGGCGUGGGAAGAGCUCAUUUGCAACGAAUUUGUCGCAUGA